AUGACAGACUCCACAACUCCAAAGAACAAGCUCCAAGGCAAGGUGGCCAUAAUCACUGGCGGAGCAAGCGGCAUGGGUGAGGCCACGGCUCGCCAUUUCGCCGCACACGGUGCAAGAGCCAUCGUCAUCGCCGACGUCCAGGACGAGAAGGGCCAAAACGUCGCCACAUCUAUCGGCCCCAACAUAUGCACCUAUGUCCACUGCGAUGUCAGCGACGAGGAACAAGUGAAAACGUUGGUAUACUCCACAGUCAAAACGUAUGGACAACUCGACAUCAUGUUCAGCAACGUGGGCAUGGCUCGAGCGAUCCACACGUGCGAACAGACCGUGUUGGACAUAGACUUGUCGGCUUACGACAAGCUCAUGACGGUGAACGCACGUGGGAUGGUGGCGUGCGUGAAGCACGCGGCGAAGGCGAUGGUGGAAGGGCGUGUGAGGGGGAGCAUAAUUUGCACCGCGAGCAUGGCGGCGAGUAUUGGUACUGAUAGGUUUGUCGACUAUGCCAUGUCGAAGCACGCAGUGUUAGGGUUGGUGAGGUCAGCGAGCUUGCAGGUGGGUUCAUAUGGGAUACGCGUGAAUUGUGUUUCACCAGGGGCAGUUGGGACGCCACUGCUGAAGGACAUGUUCGGGUUUGAAAAUGAUGAGGAGGUAGAUAAGGUGUUAGAGUCGAGUUCAAACUUGAAAGGUGGGGUGCUGAUGCCAAAAAAUGUGGCAGAUGCUGUGGUGUUUCUUGCUUCUGAGGAUUCCCAAUUUGUCACUGGCCAUAAUUUGGUGGUAGAUGCUGGGUUUAAAUCUUGA
Messenger RNA from Quercus robur (English oak), 798 nucleotides. RefSeq names its product (+)-cis,trans-nepetalactol synthase NEPS1-like. The record is from RefSeq and is a predicted model, not a curated record. NCBI's taxonomy places the organism in Eukaryota, Viridiplantae, Streptophyta, Magnoliopsida, Fagales, Fagaceae. The transcript has a single exon. Bases 1 to 798 code for a protein of 265 amino acids. Gene Ontology annotation, molecular function: oxidoreductase activity.